AUGGUGCGAAUAUCACAGUAUUAUUGUCAGCUGAGUUCCAACAAAGCACUACCAAUUGCUCCAAGAGGAACAAAAGUGGAUGAGCUAAAUGCUUCAAUAAAGUCUUCCGUAUUAUGGCAUCAUGUGAAGACACUUCAACUUUCGACAAAUAUGAGAUCGAGGCUUUCAAGAGAUCAAUCAGCUGAACUGUUUGCAGGGCAGCUUCUGAAACUCGAUGAAGGGAGAGUUUUAAUGGAUAAAGAACAGUUUCCUACACUUAUUCUAAUAUUUAAUUCAACUGGUUCUGUCAAUGAUAUGGUGGCUGAAAUAUUUCCUAAUCUUCUUCAAAAUUACAAUUCAGAUUGGAUCUUUGAGCGAGCUAUCUUGACUUCAAAAGAUUUUAAUAAUAUCCUAAUGAAUAAACUUCCGGGAGAAAUAUUCACUUAUAAUUCAAUUGAUAUUGUUGUCGACGAUAUUGUUAACUAUCCCAUCGAAUUUUUGAACUCACUACAACCACAUGGUACAGGUCCUCAUCGUCUACGGCUGAAAAAAUGGACUCGUAUUAUGCUAUUACGUAAUUUGACACCACCAAAAUUAUGUAAUGGUAUAAGAUUAAUUGUGCACAAACUCACGAGAAACUGUAUUGAGACAAAUAUCCUCACUGGUUGUGGUAAAUGUAAAGCUGACAUUAUUUCUCACAUACCUUCUAAUUUCAAGUUAGUUUAA
Messenger RNA from Octopus sinensis (East Asian common octopus), 705 nucleotides. RefSeq lists its product as uncharacterized. Gene Ontology annotation, molecular function: DNA helicase activity. The transcript has a single exon. Gene Ontology annotation, biological process: telomere maintenance; DNA repair. The record is from RefSeq and is a predicted model, not a curated record. NCBI's taxonomy places the organism in Eukaryota, Metazoa, Mollusca, Cephalopoda, Octopoda, Octopodidae. The coding region runs from base 1 to 705 and encodes 234 amino acids.